Mercenaria mercenaria is the source of this 2123-nucleotide messenger RNA. RefSeq lists its product as uncharacterized. The coding region runs from base 65 to 1597 and encodes 510 amino acids. The transcript is spliced from 2 exons. Gene Ontology annotation, cellular component: chromosome; nucleus; cytoplasm. Lineage: Eukaryota; Metazoa; Mollusca; Bivalvia; Venerida; Veneridae. Gene Ontology annotation, molecular function: ATP binding; nucleic acid binding; 3'-5' DNA helicase activity. Gene Ontology annotation, biological process: double-strand break repair via homologous recombination. The record is from RefSeq and is a predicted model, not a curated record.
AUGGAAUUACUGACCAUUGCAUUAUGAUUUUAUGUGAUAAAUAGAUACUGUAUUUACCAAAAUUAUGGAUAGAUUUGAUAGUGCAGUUGCAUUUGCUUUACAAAAAAAUGGAUAUAGUGAAUUAAGAGAAAAUCAAAGGGCAGUAAUUGAACAGUAUGUGAAUGGAAAUGAUGCAUUAUUAUGUUCUCCCACAGGAAGUGGAAAAAGCUUAAUAUUUGAGAUGGCUCCAUUCAUGUUUCAAUACAUGGAGAACAAAGAUAAAGAAUGCACAUGUUUAGUUGUUUCACCAUUAACUGCCCUUAUGAAUGCACAGGUGGAAAAGUUGACAAAGAAAAACAUCAAAGCAAUCUAUUUCAAAGAUAAUGAACAAAAAGGAAGGCAUGUUUAUUAUGACAUUGAGAAUGGACAAUAUGAGCUCAUAUUUGCAAGUCCUGAGACAAUAUUGCUACACAGUCGUGCACUGGUCACAUCACUUUCUAAAAAGAGGUUUUUGAAAGUCAUAUUUAUUGAUGAAGCCCACUGCAUCAAGAAGUUUGGUAAAGGCGACAAACAAAGAAAACAGAAUGCUUACAGGCCAUUUUAUGGCUGUUUGGAUGAAUUGAGGUCAUUGGCCGGGCCAACUGUUCCUGUUGUUGCACUAACUGCCACAGCUUCUAAGACAGUGAAGGAUAUUAUUCUUAAAGAUCUCUGCAUGAGCGACAAGACAUUUCAGUUGACAGUGACCCCAAAUAAGCCAAAUAUUAAAUAUUGGGUAUUUGAAACUACCAGAACACGGAGUGACAUAAAUGAAGACUUUGAUUGGUUGGUUCAUAUACUUAGAUUUGAGGGACCUAAAACUCCACGAAUGAUAAUAUUUUUUAGGAAGAUUGAGCAUAUCUCCGAUGUUUUCGAACAUUUAGCAACCUCACUUGGAAGAGACGGGUAUGUAAAUUACGAUGAAACCAAGAGCAAUGAUGAUCGAAAUCGACUUUUUGACAUGUACCAUUUAAAAACUGAUGAGGAGGUGAAAGAGUCCAUUGCUGAAUCUUAUCAGAACCCAGACGGACAUAUCAGAAUUGUGUUAUGUAGUACAUCAUUUAGUAUGGGCUUAGAUGUGAAAGGGGUCAGUACAGUCAUCCAUUAUGGGGCCUGCAAUGAUUUAGAUGACUAUUUGCAAGAGUCUGGCAGAGCGGGCAGACAAGAAAAUGAGCAAUGUCAUGCCAUCAUUAUGAACUAUAAAAGGUGUCUUUCAAGUAAAAACAUCAGUCAGGACAUGAAAGAAUAUGUGAAAGCGAAAGUAUGCAGAAGGAAAAAAUUGUUACAGCCAUUUGAAGACAAAUAUCAGACAACACAGAUAAUUAAACAUGACUGCUGUGACAUAUGCGCCUUGCAAUGCAUCUGUAUGUGCUCAUGUGAUAAUGCAGACAUUUGUAGCUGUGAACUUAAAUGCCCAAUGAAUAGUUCUAAUGUUUACGAUAAAAUGAUGUACUUUCUAGACAAUGAUAUUGAAACUGAAAAUCUACAAUGUUUAAGUGAAGGAUAUAGUAGUGACAGUGACAUUGAAGAACAUCGCUUACGAAAACCGCAAUUGCUCGAAUAUUCAUCUGAUGAAGGUUAAUGGUAAUAAUGAGCUAAUAAGGACAUAAUAACUGAAACAUAUCUUUUUAAUGACAGUUAGCAAACUGAACUUGAAAGAAUAAUGAAACAACAAAAUAAAUUCAUGCAAUAACAAAAAUGUUCAAUGAAAUGAAAUGUAUUUCAAGAACUUAAUACAUCCACAGGUUUAAUUAAAUAAUUGUUAAUUUUCAUUUUUGCCUUCCCCAAUAUCCCACAACAAUUGCAUUAUCAGCGGUAUUUACAAGUUGCAUCUGCCUAUUGAAAACUUAUCUCUGGAAAGUGAUUUUAUCAGCUUAAAGAAGCUUUAUCUCUUUAAUUCUGAUUUAUGUCUAAAUCUCAAUAUUGAUAGAAAUGUUUUUUAGCUAUUUUUCUCAUACUUCUAGAAAGCCAGUCUCUAAAGUCAUGCAUUUCUAAUGCCAACUGAUCAGAGCUGAAGUUCUGAAAUGCACUGUGCUUCCUUCCAGAAAUUUUACUGAAUAAGUUUCUAUCAGAAAACUGGACAACUAAAGACAAUAUAUCAUCUUCCA